This is a messenger RNA of Solanum stenotomum, 1064 nucleotides long. RefSeq names its product NADPH-dependent aldehyde reductase-like protein, chloroplastic. The transcript has a single exon. The record is from RefSeq and is a predicted model, not a curated record. Gene Ontology annotation, molecular function: oxidoreductase activity. Bases 97 to 912 code for a protein of 271 amino acids. NCBI's taxonomy places the organism in Eukaryota, Viridiplantae, Streptophyta, Magnoliopsida, Solanales, Solanaceae.
AUCAUCAGUUUGAUCGAUUUUUAUAUAUCAUCGACUUGGUUCUAUUGAUUUAUCUUCCUUAGUAGUAGUAAUUUCAAAGCUUUAAUUUCUUCAUUCAUGGCGGAAUCAAACGAAAACGUACCUGCUCAAAAAUUUCCGCUCGAAAAUCGGGUAGCUAUCGUUACCGGAUCUUCUCGCGGCAUCGGAAAAGCGAUUGCACUUCAUUUAGCUUCUCUCGGUGCUAAGCUCAUCAUCAACUAUUCCUCCUCAAACUCCACUACUCUAGCCGACGACGUCGUAUCUCAAAUCAAUUCUAAUAAAUCCAUGAAUAAUUCCGCCGUAUCUGCUGUCGCCGUUAAAGCUGAUAUCUCAGAUCCAGACUCAGUGAAAUCCCUAUUUGACGCAGCUGAAUCAGCUUUUCAAUCUCCGGUCAACAUCUUAGUGAACUCCGCCGCCGUGUGUGACGAAAAGCGUCCAACGAUCAUGAAUACAGAUCUCAACGAUUUCGAUUUGACUUUUAGUGUGAAUACUCGUGGAUCCUUUUUAUGCUGUAAGGAAGCUGCGAACAGAAUGAUCAAACGCCGCGGCGGAGGAAGGAUUAUAUGUGUGACGUCAUCUGCGUCAGCGUCGUUUCGGGCUGGGAACGGUGCGUACACGGCGUCGAAGGCGGCGGUGGAAGCAAUGGUGAAAAUACUGGCGAAGGAACUAAAAGGAACAGGAAUAACGGCGAAUUGUGUGGCGCCGGGACCGAUAGCGACGGAUAUGUUUUUCAAUGGAGCAACGGAAGAGAAAGUGAAGAAGGUGAUUGAUGAGUGUCCACAUGGAAGACUUGGCCAGUCGGAGGAUGUUGCUCCGGUCGUCGGAUUUUUGGCCGGAGAUGCUUCUGAAUGGGUGAAUGGACAGAUUAUUCGUGUCAAUGGCGGUUACAUCUGAUCAGUUACUUAGUUGCAUGCGAGAUUUUUCUGUAGUGUUGGUUUUAACUUAUUAACAAGUUGAAUAAAGUUGUUCGUACUCCUUUGUUACUCCCUCAGAUUACUUUUACUUAUUUCUUGUGAUUUUUGAAAGCCAAAUUAUAUUUAUUUUGA